AUGCCCCCGCCAGCCACCUCCCUGACCAAGAGUCCUCCUUUCUUGCCUCAUGCCUCUAUCCUAGACAAGGAGGGCUGGUGCCCACCAGGACAGGACCGUGCCAUCCCUCCUGCCCGGGUCUACUGCCUCUGGGAUGCCUCCUGCCCGGGAGGCGAGAAGUGCUGCACUUUGGGGACAAUGCAGAUCUGCAUGCAGCCUGCCAUGGUGGGCCAGGGCUACUGCCCACUCCUUUGUCCCUCGAUGGAGGAGCCCUGCCUGGUCGGCUGCCUUGAUGAUACUUGGUGUGGUCCGGGAGAGAAGUGCUGCCAGGUUGACUGCCACGUCCAUUGCGUACCUGCUGAGCCAGCCAGGCCUGGCAUUUGCCCAAGGAAGAGGAUUCUUUCAGAUGCCCGUCCCUGCGCAAACCGAUGUGUUGACGACCGGAGUUGCCCCGAGGGCCAGAAAUGCUGCUUCACCGGCUGCGGCCUUGAUUGCGUGGCCCCCAUUGCAGAGAAAGAAGGCUUGUGUCCUGCAAGAUCUCCUCCAGGUGCCAUCGAUCCUUGCUUUGGAAGGUGCUCAAAUGACUAUCAAUGCCCAGGAAAGAUGAAGUGCUGCAAGAUCGAGUGUGGGAUGGCCUGCAUUGAGCCAGUCUCUGUGAAACCCGGAGCAUGUCCUUUACAGCUCAGAGGCUCCAUGGGGCCCUGUCCAGAACCGACCCAGAAGAACUGCAGCAGCGACUUUGACUGCGAGGGAGCCCAGAAGUGCUGCCCCAUCGGCUGCAAAAGCGUCUGCAGGGAACCAGAGGAAGUGCGGCCCGGAUCCUGUCCGCUGGUGGCUGCAGAGACCAUCAAGGCGCCCACAUGUCUCAGCAUGGCCUUCUGCGUGAGGGACAACGACUGCUCCCAGCCCCAUGAAAAAUGCUGUUGGCACCGAUGUGGUUGGGUCUGCGUGGCUGCCACAGGUGGGAAUCUACACAAUGAAACAGAAGCAAGUGAGGAUGAAAUCACUCUCAAGUCUUUGGCACCUUCAAUGGAAGCCUUCCAUGCACCUGCCAGACCUGGCGAGUGCCCAAGGCAAACCCUCCCUGGACUUCCCCAUCCCAACCAAGCCUACUGCAUGGAAGGCCAACCCUGCCCAGGAGAUGAGAAGUGCUGUCGCAUUGGGAAUAUCAUGAAAUGUGUCCUCCCUCUUGGAGAGAAAGAAGGCUUGUGUCCUGCAAGAUCUCCUCCAGAUGACAUCGAUCCUUGCUUUGGCAAGUGCUUAAAUGACAAUCAAUGCCCAGCAAAGAUGAAGUGCUGCGAGAUCGAGUGUGGGAUGGCCUGCCUUGAGCCAGUCUCUGAACCCCCCAGACCUGGCGAGUGCCCAAACCCAACCCUCCCUGGACUUCCGCGUCCCAUCCAGUCCUACUGCCUGGAAGACAAGCCCUGCCCGGGAGAAGAGAAGUGCUGUCGCGUUGGGAAUAUCAUGAAAUGCAUCCUCCCUUUUGGAGUGCAUCAUGGCUACUGUCCCAGGAACGAAGCUGAUGAGAAUGCCAUAAACAGCUGUUCUUGGGACACUGACUGUGCCUUGGACAAGAAAUGUUGCCUCAGCGAAGGAUCUCAAAGGUGCAUCAAACCUUUGCCAGCAAAUCCUGGCCUUUGUCCCAAGAAAGUCCUUCCGCCGGUGUUGACUCCAUGCAAAGACAAGUGCAGGGACGACCGGUCUUGCCCUAAAGGUCAGAAGUGCUGCUUCAUCGACUGUGGCCUGAAGUGUGUCCCUCCAGAGAGCCAUCACAGGGGAGAUCACAUGGAGCUGGAUCUUUUGGGGGAUGUUUUCUCGCUGGAGGAAGAUCAUGGAGAUGUCUGCCUCCUUCCUUCCGACCAAGGAGACUGCGAUGCACGCUUUCCCCGAUUCUUCUUCAACUCGACCUCUGGGAAGUGUGAGAAGUUCAUUUAUGGCGGAUGUGGAGGAAAUGCAAACAACUUUGUGACAAAGGAGAAAUGUCUCCGGGUCUGCGCAGGAGAAGAUGUCUGCCUCCUUCCUUCUGACCAAGGAGACUGUGACGCCCACAUUCCCCGCUUCUUCUACAACUCAGCCUCUGGGGAGUGUGAGAAGUUCAUUUACGGUGGAUGUGGAGGAAAUGAGAACAACUUUUUGAACAAAGAGGAAUGUCUCCAAGUCUGCUCAGGGAAAGACCACUGCCUCCUUCCUCCGAACCCAGGAGACUGUCGAGACCAAUACCCUCGGUUCUUCUACAACCCGGCCGCUCGGAGGUGUCAGAAAUUCGUUUACAACGGAUGCGGAGGAAACAAGAACAACUUUCACACGAGGGAAGAUUGCCUCCGGGUCUGUGCCCACGUUGCACCUCGCAAACCUGGCAUGUGCCCAAGCAAACCACUUCAUGAAAUCCCACGCAGCGGCCAGGCCUAUUGCAUGGAUGACUCAGCCUGCCCAGGAGACGAGAAAUGCUGCCAAAUUGGAAACAUCACAAAAUGUGUCCUUCCUCUUGAAGCAACGCAUCCUGGCUACUGUCCCAGCAACAGAAGUGCCACAGCCUCCUCACUACGCUGUUUUUGGGACACCGACUGCGCCUCAGACGAGAAGUGUUGCCCCAGCCAAGAACACAAAAGGUGCACCAAAGCUGUGCCAGCUACACCUGGCUCUUGCCCAAAGAAAUGUCUCCCAUGGUUGUUUACAAGGUGCGCAAAUAAGUGCAAGGAUGACCGGUCUUGCCCUGACGGGUACAAAUGCUGUUUCUUCGAAUGUGGCCUGAGGUGUGUGCCCCCGCAAUAUCCUCCCGCUGGACAGCAGAUGGAGCUGGACCAGGACCAGGCUCUUCUUGUGCCAGAGAUGGACCUUGGAGAGAGAGAAGACACAUGCCCACUUGCAUCUGUUCUGGAUGAACCCGAUCCUUGUCUCCACCUCUUUUCUUUACAAACCCGAUGUCCAAGAAAGUGGAGGUACUGCCAAAUUGACUACGGGGUCCCUGGCCUUGAGCUGCAGCCGGAUUAUUGCCUCCUUCGUCCUGAACGUGGAAACUGUCACAGAGAAGUCACUCGGUUCUUUUACGACUCAGUCACUCGGAAGUGCAAGAAAUUCAUUUAUAGUGGAUGUGGAGCAAACGAGAACAACUUUCUGACAAGUACAGAAUGCCUCCGGGUCUGCGAAGGUGCCGUGACCCCUAAACCUGGAGACUGUCCAAGAGAAACUUUUCCUGAAUAUCAGCCCCUCACCUAUGACUACUGCUUUGAAGAUGCAGCUUGCCCAGGAGAGGAGAAAUGCUGUCGCGUUGGGACUAUUAGGAAAUGCUUCCUUCUUCAAGGAGUGCAUCAUGGAUACUGUCCUGAGAAGAAAGAUGUCGCAGUCUCCUCCAAGAGCUGUUCUUGGGACACCAACUGUGCCAUGGAUGAGAAAUGUUGCCCCAGCGAACGACGCAAAAGGUGCACCAAAGCUGUGCCAGAGAAACCUGGCCUUUGUCCCAUGAAAUGUUUUGCACGAGUGUUUUCCCGAUGCAAAAAUGAGUGCAAGGAUGACCGGUCUUGCCCUGAGGACAAGAAGUGCUGCUUCGCUGACUGUGGGCUGAAGUGUGUCCCUGCAGUGGAUCGUCAUGGCGGACAUCGGACAGCAGUGAAUGGGAAUUGUGGAGCACAUCUCUUGAUGGCGGUCGGCGAAUGUCCAAAGCCCCAGGGAUUUGGGAUCUGUGUGGAAGAAUGCACAGGUGAUGAAUCUUGUGAUCCAGGGGAGAAGUGCUGCAGCAACGGAUGUGGCCAUGUGGCACCAAGGUCAUAUGAGCAACUAGCGAAAAUUUUUCAACAGAUUCUCGAAUGA
This is a messenger RNA of Sceloporus undulatus (fence lizard), 3786 nucleotides long. RefSeq names its product papilin-like. The record is from RefSeq and is a predicted model, not a curated record. The coding region runs from base 1 to 3786 and encodes 1261 amino acids. Lineage: Eukaryota; Metazoa; Chordata; Lepidosauria; Squamata; Phrynosomatidae. The transcript is spliced from 26 exons. Gene Ontology annotation, cellular component: extracellular region. Gene Ontology annotation, molecular function: serine-type endopeptidase inhibitor activity.